CCUGGAUAAUAUAAUCGUGCUUUCUGCUUGGGCGUGUAUUUAAGGUGAAAAGCUCAUUUGGGAUCAAACUUGUAUGGUUAAAUAAAAUUUUGUAUAAUGUUAUGACAUCUAUAUAAUACCUUCUAACUUGUAGCGGCUCGAGUUGGAAUAAUUUUAAUCUUUCAGUAUAGUUAAGUUUCUUCCUUUUACAUUUUAAGAGAGCGAUCUUAGUGAAGAAUUUUUGUACCCUUUCUAAAUCCUUAGUUAAUUCCUUUGAAGUUGGGUUCCAUAUUGGAGAUCCAUAUUCUAGGGUAGGAAGAAUAUAUGUUUUAAAUAUGUUACCCCAAGUUUUGGGAUUGGAUGUAUGGAUGUGACGUAGUACUUGGUGGGACCUUAAAAAGCCAAGUUUGCAUAUAUUUUUAAUGUGAUUUUUGAAGGUAAGUUUAUUGUCGAUAAGGAUGCCUAGGUCUUUUACUGUUUCGACGUGUUGUAUUUCAUGGUUUAUAAGAUUAUACGAAUUUUUUGGAUUUUUUGUACCUAUAUUGAAUAUAAAAGAUUUAUUGAGAGAUAUAUUUAGGCCCCAAUCUUUUACCCAUGAAUUAAGGAUAUCGAUUUUCUCCUGUAGGAGAUUGUCUUGUGUUUUAUAA
Messenger RNA from Meloidogyne enterolobii, 626 nucleotides. NCBI's taxonomy places the organism in Eukaryota, Metazoa, Nematoda, Chromadorea, Rhabditida, Meloidogynidae. The record is from the annotation of a GenBank genome assembly.